Molecule: messenger RNA, 993 nt
Organism: Rotaria sp. Silwood1
Lineage: Eukaryota; Metazoa; Rotifera; Eurotatoria; Philodinida; Philodinidae
Source: the annotation of a GenBank genome assembly
AUGUUUAUUAUUAUUCUUGGUCGAUGGUUAUUACCAAAAGGAAAUAUUUCUCAUAGUGCUUUAUCUCAAUUAUUGCUUGUCUAUUUAUCACUUGCUUCGGAUAUACUUGAUUUAUUAACAUUAUUUGGUGAAAAAGAAAUUUAUUUAAGUUUAUCAAUGGUUCAUACUGUUCUUAUUGUUUUUUCUUUAUGUAUGUUUCAAUUUGCACUUAAUUUAACAGCUACACGUGGUCGUUCAUUUUAUGCUGAAUUUGAUGAUACAGAAAUAGAAAUACAUCAACCAGUACAUCCAUCAUCAAUAUCAAAAUUUGUACCAGCACAUCAUAAAAUUUUAGAUAAAUUUAUACCAGGAGUUUCAUCAACAACUCGACCAUUGGCAACAACAACAACAUAUCAAACUGUACGUGUUAAACCACGUGCAUCAUCAAUUUGUGGUUUUAAUCCACCAGAUACAAUCAUUGAAAAUGUUGAUAGAAGCAGUGAUUGUGAAAUGAAAGUGAAUAGAAAUGUUAUCAUUCCGAAACCAACAUUUCCUGAAGUUGAUCCACCAGUAUAUGUUCCUGGUCAACCAAUGAUUCAUCUUCCAUCAAUAAGUUCUCUUAAUUCAUUACAUUCAUCAAUAUGGAAUACAUCACGUUCUAAACAAACAUCACGUAGAUCCGUAGCAGAUAGCAUGAAAGUUUUUGUACGUAAACGAUCAUCAAAACUUCUUCGUUCAGAAAUUUGGUCAAUACUUGUUACAUUAUUAUUACAAGAUGGUCCUUUUUUUGCUAUUCGUCUUAUUGCCAUUAUUGUUUAUCAUGUACGAUCAUUUUUAACAUAUUUCUUUACGUUUAAAAAUUUUCUUAUUUUAAUUUUUCAAACAUAUCGUAUUGCAUCGAUAUGUUUAGAAAAAGAUGAACAAGAAAAAGAAUUUAAAGAAAAAGUUGAUACAAUUAGACGUAUGAGUCUUGCUGCAACGCAACUUGGUGUACCACUUAAUAAAAAAAUUUAG